Messenger RNA from Dictyostelium purpureum, 835 nucleotides. RefSeq lists its product as uncharacterized. NCBI's taxonomy places the organism in Eukaryota, Evosea, Eumycetozoa, Dictyosteliales, Dictyosteliaceae. The transcript has 3 exons. The record is from RefSeq and is a predicted model, not a curated record. The annotation marks the transcript as partial.
AUGGAAAAAUUACAAUAUAUUAUUAUUGGUGCAGCAAUUGGCUUUGCAUUAUUAGUUACAAUUAUUGUUAUAAUUAUCAAACUAAGAGGAAAAGAAAAGUAUAGAGAACCACUUUUACCAAGAGAAAAAGGAAAUGUUUUUGUUUAUAAAAGAGAUGAAUCACAUCAAAUUAAAGAGGAUCAAGUUGUAAUGAAUGCUAGACUUUACUUAAGAUCUACAAUUUAUAGUUUACAAGAUAGAAUUCAAAGAUUUGGAAGUAGAUUGGAUAAAGAGUAUUUUAGUAUUUUAGGUAAUUCAUUAAAUAAAAUCGAAAAUGAUAGAGUGAUGUCCAUGGUCCCAGUUUCAAAACAAUGGCCAGUUCCUUUAUCUACAGAAGUUGGUAGAGCAACAUUUAGAAGUAUCAUUAAAUCAUUAGAAGUUCACCCAUUUAUCAGUGUACCUUUAUUGGUUGAUAUUAUUCCAGAAAAGAAUUUAGCAGUCUCAGUAAGACCAUUUUAUUCAAAAGGUUCAUUAAGAGAUUAUAUUCAUCAAUCAAAACCAAAGAUGCCAUAUGCUGAUAAAUACGACACUCAUUUUCAAUUAAACGAAAAAAUUAUAUCAAAGUUUGGUAAACAAAUAUUAGAAGCUUUAAUUUUUUUAAAAAAUAAUAAUUUCCCAUAUUUUCAUUUAAAUGCUUCAAAUGUUUUAUUGGAUGAUCAAGUUUGUUUAUUAAGUGAUUAUGAAAAUGCAUUUUUAGGUUUAGAGCCAAGAUUAUCAGAUUAUAUUAGACAAUUUUCAGAUAAAAUCGAUCCAGAUGUUUUAUCAUUUGGUUGUUUAUUAUUUGAAAUGGCUUGUG